Molecule: messenger RNA, 1095 nt
Organism: Lycium barbarum (goji berry)
Lineage: Eukaryota; Viridiplantae; Streptophyta; Magnoliopsida; Solanales; Solanaceae
Product: receptor kinase-like protein Xa21
Exons: 2
Coding region: 1-1095 (364 amino acids)
Biological process (GO): protein phosphorylation
Molecular function (GO): protein binding; protein kinase activity; ATP binding
Source: RefSeq, a predicted model, not a curated record
AUGACUAGCAGCCUUGACAAGUUUGAGGAGAAAAGCAAAAUGUCGAAUGAACAUGAUAACUUGGAAGCAUCAUCUUCAGCCUCAAUUGCACCACCACCGUUAUCAAGACCGUGGGUGGAGCUUCCGCCAGAACUCGCAAUGGACAUUCUGAAGCGGCUGGGAACGAUAGAAAUACUCGAGAGUGCACAUAGAGUUUGUACUGCCUGGUGGAAGGUGUGCCAUGAACCCGCCAUGUGGCAUACCGUUGACUUGAAAUAUACUAACGUUUUUAGUUCCAAAAGGGGUCAGGUAUUGGAGAAGAUAUGUAAGAUUGCGGUGGAUCGUAGCCAGGGCCAGUUACUUCAAGUUAGCAUAGCGAAAUUCGGUAGCACAGACUUGCUCAACUAUGUUGCUGAGAGAUGUGGGGGCCUCCAAAAUUUGGAGUCUCUUGACCUAUCGAACAAUUCAUUUUCGGGCUCAAUUCCAUUCUCCUUUGUCAACUUGUUAAGCAUGGAAAUCUUGGAUUUGUCUUCAAAUUUCUUGUCAGGUACCAUUCCUAGGUCAUUGGAAAAGCUCUUGCACCUUAAAGCGAUCAAUGUUUCAUUUAAUGAUCUAGAAGGUGUAAUACCUAGUGGUGGUGUAUUUGCAAAUUCCACUCUGCAAUCAUUUCUUCGAAACAAAGGUCUAUGUGGAAUGCACAUAUUGAAAGUUCCUGCUUGUGCUAUCACUAAUCCUGAACAACAAUCAAAGUCUAAGGUGCUUGUGCUAAAAAUUGUUACUCCAGUGGCUAUUUCAUUCUUUUUGAUAUUCUUGUUGGUCUCAAUUUGGAUAAUGAAACGAAAGAAGAAAGGGAAGUCCAAAGAUGUGGAAAAGGUUAUGGAGAUCAGGACUUAUCAAUUGAUUUCUUAUCAGGAGAUUCAACGAGCAGCAAAUAAUUUUGAUGAAUCAAAUUUAAUUGGCGUGGGAAGUUCUGGCUCUGUGUACAAAGGCACAUUAUCUAAUGGAACUGCGGUGGCCAUGAAGGUUCUGGAUUUGGCAAAUGAGCAACUGUGCAAGAGGUUUGAUACCGAAUGCGAAGUGAUGAGAAAUGUUAGGCACAAAAACUUGUCCCUGUGA